GUCUGGCGAGUUGAGGUGUGAGGAGGUGACGCCCUCUGCAGAGUGGAAACAGCACACCGGUGUUUCUGUGUGUCGCUGCUGGCGCUAUCUCUGAAAUGGACUCUUUCCUCAGACCUGCUCAGGUCACCUACAGGCGCUGGAGGAAUCCUGAACUAAGGUGUGAGGCGGAUUUCGUGGCCGACAGUGAUGAGUCCCAGGGAACAGAGAACGAGAUCUGCACAGUGACCUCAGCCUCCAGAGAGUCUGCUCCCAGCACUGCGUCUGAUCAUCACACUGAAGAAACCUUUACAGUGGAAGAGGCACUGGACGCUGUCGGUUUUGGGCCGUUCCAGUGGAAAUUGUCGCUCCUCACCGGACUCUCAUGGAUAGGAGACGCCAUGGAGAUGAUGAUCCUCAGCAUCUUGGGACCACAGCUGCACUGUGAGUGGAGGCUGCCCAGCUAUAAGAUGGCUCUGCUCACAUCGGUGGUGUUUGUCGGGAUGGGGAUCAGUUCACCUCUCUGGGGGAAUUUGUCCGACAAGAAGGGCAGGAAAAUUGGUCUGGUGCUCUGCAUGUGCUUCACUCUGUACUACGGCCUGUUGAGCGCCUUCGCUCCGAUGUAUGGCUGGCUCUUGGUCUUGCGGGGCCUCGUAGGCUUCGGCAUCGGUGGAGCUCCUCAGGCGGUGACAUUCUACUCAGAAUUCCUCCCGGCGAAGAAGAGAGGCACCUGCAUCAUGCUGAUUGCGAUGUUCUGGGCAAUCGGUGCUGUGUUCGAGGUCCUCCUGGCCCUGUUGAUAAUGCCCACCCUCGGGUGGAGGUGGCUGCUCGGCCUGUCCACGUUACCAGUGGCAGUCUUCAUUUGCUUUUGCUAUUGGCUGCCGGAAAGUCCUCGUUUUGACGUUUCCAUGGGAAGAAGUGAUAAAGCCUUGGUAACUUUAAUGUCCAUCGCCAAACAGAACGGCAAGGCCAUGCCUCGGGGGAAGAUGGCUGCUUAUAAACAGAAUAACCUUGGACGGAUCAAAGAUCUCUUCGCUCCUCAGUACUGGAAGACGACUCUUCUCCUGUGGUUCAUAUGGUUUUCAAAUGCCUUCGCCUACUACGGCAUAGUCCUGUUGACAACUGAGAUGUUCCAGGCUGGAGAUUCGUGUGGAGCGACGCAAGGGGCCAAGAUCGAGCCCAGCUGUAGUCUGGAAUGCAAAUAUUUGACAUCGGCCGAUUACAAAGACCUUUUAUGGACGACGUUGGCUGAAUUCCCAGGUCUCGUGCUUGCCCUCCUGGCAGUUGAGUUUAUUGGCAGGAAGAAGAGCAUGGCUCUGUGUUUCUUCAUAUUUUCCUUGUCCAUUCUGCCUUUAUUCGCUUGUAUCGGGAGGACGGCUCUGACAAUCUUCAUCUUCCUCGCCAGAGCCUUCAUCUCUGGAGGAUACCAAAUUGUUUUUGUUUACACACCAGAAGUGUUUCCUACAGAAAUCCGAGCCUUAGCAAUGGGGGCUUGCAGUUCGAUAGCCAGGCUGGGUGCUCUCCUCACCCCCUUUGUGGCACAGGUGAUGCUCAGAACAUCAGUGUAUUUGACGCUGUCCGUGUACUGUGGCUGCUGUGUGCUGGCUGGCAUUGCGGCCUUGAUCCUGCCCAUUGAAACGCUAGGCCGAGGUCUGCAGGAGUCCAGUCUUGACCAGGAGGCCGGAGGACAGGCAGACAACACAAGCAGUCAGGAUCCACGGUCCUAGGACAGGGUUUAGGUUGACCAGGACAAACGCAAAUAGAAGAGGAAGAGGAAGGAUGUGUUGGUCGCCUCGCAGCCUGCGCCGUGAUGUGGCUGUUGUCUCUUCAACUGUGGGCUAAAUCAUCUGAGCGAUGAUGGGUGAAGAGCAGAGCGGGACAAUCACAUUACAAGCAGCCGGUGAUAAUCAAGGGUGGACCUACUGCCCACGUCAGGCGACCGGAAGCACAUUGGUGCUCGGUUUGUUUAUGCUCUCCCCCCAUUUCAGUCAUGAGGACAAGCAAGGGACAUUUUGGGGGGGAAAUGACGCACUGUGAAGGCUCUGCUUUGAGCUACACAUUUUAAGAUUUUGCCCUGAAGAAGCUGUAAAGUUUAUUUAGUAAUAUUCCGAUAAAAGAAUAUUGGUUUAUAUUUAUUUUGUAUGUAUGCCUUUUGUAUAUUAAAGUUGUUCAG
Hippoglossus stenolepis (Pacific halibut) is the source of this 2149-nucleotide messenger RNA. Its product is annotated as synaptic vesicle 2-related protein. Gene Ontology annotation, cellular component: membrane. Gene Ontology annotation, biological process: transmembrane transport. The transcript is spliced from 16 exons. NCBI's taxonomy places the organism in Eukaryota, Metazoa, Chordata, Actinopteri, Pleuronectiformes, Pleuronectidae. The record is from RefSeq and is a predicted model, not a curated record. Gene Ontology annotation, molecular function: transmembrane transporter activity. Bases 96 to 1703 code for a protein of 535 amino acids.